CCCAAUGAUUCUUCUUUAUUGUCACCGCCAUCCGCUAUGCUGCUCUGUCUCUCUCUCUCUCCACAUAUAUAUAUAUAUAUAUAUCACCAUCAACCCGUUUACAGGUUAUCCCUCUGCGAGAAAGAAACAACUCAAUUUAAUCCCAUGGAAUACCACAAGGAGAACAACAAUGCAUGGCUUUCAGUUCCGCAGUUUGGAGAUUGGGACCAAAGGGGCCCAUUGCCAGACUACUCAGGUGAUUUCUCAAAAAUUAGGGCAAUGAGGAAACAGAACAAAAGGGAAAUUGGGUCAAGACCCAGCAGUCUUGGAAACGAACAAGAACUCAACAGGCCACCCCCCUUCUCAGCGGCCCCUUCUCGCCGCCGCCGUCGCUGCCGCCGCCCCCGCCUCCUCACCCGCCGCUGCCCAGCCAUAAGGAAGCUCAUCCUCAGCUACUUCAACUGCUGGGCUAAAGCCUGAGAUUCAUUUUUAACUUUCCUAUAGUUAUAUUGCCACGAAAUUGCUUCAUAUUAAAGAAACAGUGCUUAUAAAUAGCAAAAGGAAUGUUUCUUUUCUACUCUUC
Messenger RNA from Diospyros lotus (date-plum), 562 nucleotides. RefSeq lists its product as uncharacterized. The transcript has 3 exons. Bases 37 to 459 code for a protein of 140 amino acids. The record is from RefSeq and is a predicted model, not a curated record. NCBI's taxonomy places the organism in Eukaryota, Viridiplantae, Streptophyta, Magnoliopsida, Ericales, Ebenaceae.